Messenger RNA from Acanthisitta chloris (rifleman), 969 nucleotides. Its product is annotated as protein eva-1 homolog C-like. The record is from RefSeq and is a predicted model, not a curated record. Lineage: Eukaryota; Metazoa; Chordata; Aves; Passeriformes; Acanthisittidae. The transcript has 6 exons. Gene Ontology annotation, molecular function: carbohydrate binding. The annotation marks the transcript as partial.
AAGCUGCUAUCUGAGUGCCAGGACCAGCAGUGGUGCCAGUUCUCAGUGCAUAGCCAAGUCUUUGGGCCAGAUCCAUGCCCUGGGACACACAAGUACCUCAUUGCUUCCUACAAGUGCCGGCCAGGAAACCAUCGGGUCAAGACUGUGUGUGAGAAUGACAAGCUUAGGCUGCAAUGUCGACCAAAAUCCAUCCUGGCCAUUUAUUCUGCGAAUUAUGGACGAUUCCUGCGGGGCAAACCGGAGUGCGAUGCCCUGAACACUGGAGGACCCCAUAUAGAGUGCUUGGCUCCAGAUGCCCUGCGCAGGGUCUCUAAAAAGUGCCACCGCAAAGUGAACUGCACAGUGGCUGCUGACCAGGCCACCUUUGGGGACCCGUGCCUCCCUGGCAUGAAGAAGCAGCUGCGAGUCUCUUACACCUGCGUGCCCAAACAGCUGCUGGAGGAGGUGGGCCCUGACACCUCGGACCCCUUCCUGCUCUCGGACUACAUGCACGGUGGCUGGUACAAAGGGCCCAUGUUCUCCAGGCUCCGGGAAGACCGCAUGAUUUUUACUAGCUCCCUGGCAGCUUUUGCCCACCUUUGGGGUGUCCCAGAGAAAGUUGGUCUCUACUUUCUUUGUGGGGUCUCAGGAGGCCUCAUGCUGCUGCUGUGCAUCAUCAGCCCCAAAACAACCUUCCUCCAGGAGGUGGGGGAGGCUCUCAAAGACCCAGAGCUGGGGAGCAGCUCGGAGCUGGGCAGGACCAAGCUGCGGGAUGAGCAGGAUGAAGACCUUCCUGACGACAGCUCCUCAGACUCCUCCUUCCGCCGCCUCACCCGCACCUACCGGGCCACUGACAGCAUCUUCAGCCCGGAGCUGACGGCAGCCAUGGAGGGAGCAGUGGACCACCAGGGCCAUGGUGGGGAGGAAAUCUGGAUGCCCAAGGAGUCAAGCCCAUACUCCAUCCACAAGAUCAAAUCAGCCACCAAAUAA